This is a messenger RNA of Aphidius gifuensis, 1173 nucleotides long. Its product is annotated as putative exonuclease GOR. Gene Ontology annotation, molecular function: nucleic acid binding; exonuclease activity. Gene Ontology annotation, cellular component: nucleus. The transcript has a single exon. Lineage: Eukaryota; Metazoa; Arthropoda; Insecta; Hymenoptera; Braconidae. The record is from RefSeq and is a predicted model, not a curated record. The coding region runs from base 1 to 1173 and encodes 390 amino acids.
AUGACAAAAGUUAAUUUACGAAAGUACAUGUUAAGUGGAGUGGAUUUAACAUAUCUCGGCUUUCCAGUUGAAUUGACUCAUUAUCCUGGUUGUGCUUUUAUUGUAUAUCAAGAGCAACAUCCAAGAUAUCAUCAACCAUAUUCACGUGUUAACAACCAAAACAAUAAUAACAGCGGCAAUAAUAAAUAUAUAAACAAUUCUCUACAACACACUUUUAAUGUAAAUGCACGUGAAUUUGUACCAAGUCAAGUGUCAAGUGAUAAAUUAAAAACUGCAGACAGUGAUAGUGAUAGUACAUCAAGUUCAUCAUCCUCAUUAUCCGAUUGGUCAGAUGAAACAUGUGAAAGUUUAGGUUCAAGUCCAACAACAUGGAAUAAUAUAAAUCAAACACAAACUGUUGAACAUUCUUGUGUUCGUUGUUUCGAGAAUUUCUUAAUAAACCGUGAAACAAAUGAAUAUAUUACAAAAGAUAAAUGCAUAUAUCAUUGGGGAAAAUUACGUAAUAAUUAUUAUAAUCCAAGUGAUUCCAAGUGGAACUGCUGUAAUGGUGAAGAAAAUUCAAGCGGUUGUACUGAAGGAAAUAUGCAUGUGUGGACUGGCAUAACACAAGGUUGUAAUGGACCACUUGAUGGAUAUGUACGGACAAAACCAUCACGUGUAAUUUCAUGGGAUGAUAAUUAUGGUGUUUAUGCGCUUGAUUGUGAAAUGUGUUUUACUAAAAAUGGUCUUGAAGUUGUUAAAGUGAGUGUUGUUGAUAUGAAAAAAAAUAUUGUGUAUGAUACACUAGUUAAACCAAAUAGUGAAAUUAUUGAUUAUAAUACAAGAUUUAGUGGUAUUACAAAAAGUAUGUUAAAGAAUACAAAAAAAACUUUAAAAGAUGUGCAAAAAGAUUUAUUGACAUUCAUAAGUGCUGAAACAAUACUCAUUGGUCAUGGUUUAGAAAAUGAUUUAAAAGCAUUAAAAAUAUUACAUUCGAUGAUUAUUGAUACGUGUGUUGUGUUUCCUCAUUUUUUGGGUUAUCCAUUUAGAAGCAGUUUAAAAACACUUGCAAGAACAGUAUUGAAAAAACAAAUACAACUAAGUGAACAUGAUUCAAUUGAAGAUGCUAAAAUUGUUGUUGAUUUAUUAUUGGCAAGAGUUAAGCAUGAUAAUACAAAAUCAUUACAUAUGUAA